This is a messenger RNA of Neohortaea acidophila, 1245 nucleotides long. RefSeq lists its product as uncharacterized. NCBI's taxonomy places the organism in Eukaryota, Fungi, Ascomycota, Dothideomycetes, Mycosphaerellales, Teratosphaeriaceae. Bases 1 to 1245 code for a protein of 414 amino acids. Gene Ontology annotation, cellular component: Golgi membrane. The transcript has a single exon. The record is from RefSeq and is a predicted model, not a curated record. Gene Ontology annotation, molecular function: glycosyltransferase activity. Gene Ontology annotation, biological process: GPI anchor biosynthetic process.
AUGCAAUUCUGGCUCCGCCGACCCUCGCCGCACCUCGUAGCCUUCCUCGCCUUCUUCGUCUGGUACCUCCUCCUCGUGCAUGACGUGCGCAACUGGUCCCACCGCGACCCCAGCUCCGCCUUCUUCGACCCCGAGCGCGCCUUUGAACGCAAAUACUCCCUCGAGCGAGAGGCCGAGGCCGAGUCGUACGUUGCGCGCCUCGAUGGCUCCUACAGUCAGCAGAGCGUUGUAAAGGGCUCCGCCGAGUCCUCCUUCUGCAUCGGCGUCCCUACCAUUCAAAGAGAUGGCGCGAGAUAUUUCCGGCGCACCCUCGGCUCCGUGCUCGCUGGAUUGACGCCGGCGGAGAGGAAGGACAUCUACCUGGUCUCGCUCAUUGCCAAUUCCGACCCGACGAUGCACGUGGCUUUCGGAGAGCACUGGCUGUCGCUGGCCGCAGAUGAGGUGUUGACCUACCCAAAUGCGAGCGAGGGCGUGCUGGAGCGGGUCAAGUCACUGGAGACCUUCGAUCCCAAGUUUGAUCGCAAGCCGCUGUUCGACUACACCUAUCUGCUGCGCCACUGCUACAAUCACGGCGCCCCGUGGAUCGUCAUGCUGGAAGAUGAUGUGAUUGGCGCCGAAGGCUGGUACUACAGGACGAAGCAGGCUCUGGGGACGUUGGAAGGCUUGCGGCCGUUCAAUUCCACCCUUUACCUGCGACUCUUCUACAACGAACGCAUCCUCGGCUGGAACAGCGAAGAGUGGCCGACGUAUUUCAUGCGCGUCCUGAUGGCCGAGGCCAUUGUCUUCGCGGCAAUCAUGCUCGGCUUGUUCUUCAUCCCCAACGCCACGGCCAUCUUCGACCCUACGACCGUCUUCACGCUCCUAUUCGUCGUGACUCCAAUGUUCAUCGUCCUCUAUUUCGCCGCGGGCCGGCGGACCGUUUCGCCGCUUGCUUAUGGGCUCAAUCGUAUGGACGCGUAUGGCUGCUGUUCCCAGGCUUUUGUCUUUCCGCGGCAACAACUUCCCGAACUCAUGGCGUACUAUGAAUCAGCAGGCUCUGGCAAGAUGGAUCAGCUGACGGAGAAGUAUGCCGACGAGCACAGCCUUGCGCGCUGGGCUCUCACGCCAAGCGUCUUUGCGCAUGUGGGCAGCACGAGCUCGAAGCAAACGUCCGUGUCGCGAUGGGGCAGGAGUAAUACGGAGAAUAUCUGGAAUUUUGCAUUCGAAACGUUUGACCGGGAGAAGCUCAAGGAUGAGCAUAUGUGA